This is a messenger RNA of Mangifera indica (mango), 1503 nucleotides long. RefSeq lists its product as uncharacterized. The transcript is spliced from 8 exons. Gene Ontology annotation, biological process: protein ubiquitination. Gene Ontology annotation, molecular function: ubiquitin protein ligase activity; protein binding. Lineage: Eukaryota; Viridiplantae; Streptophyta; Magnoliopsida; Sapindales; Anacardiaceae. Bases 11 to 1126 code for a protein of 371 amino acids. The record is from RefSeq and is a predicted model, not a curated record. Gene Ontology annotation, cellular component: nucleus.
AUAACGAUGGAUGUACAAAUCUAUCACCGACGAGCGAAGCCGCUUUGUUCUCUGUCACUCCGCCGCAAAAGAAAUGGCAGAAGCAGAAGAGACGAUGAUGGAAUUGGCAGCCGUACAAGCUGUAUAUGGAGAAGAUUGCGUGAUUCUUAAUUCAUAUCCGCCUCAUCUUCACCUUCAUAUCAAGCCUCGAACAGCUAAUGUAUCUUCUCAGCAGUUUGUGGAAGCAGUUAUCGGCAUACGAGCAGGCCCCAAGUAUCCCGACGAAGCACCUUCUAUUGAUCUGAUAGAAUCCAAAGGUCUUGACCAACAAAGGCAGAAAGACUUGAUAAGCAGUAUACAAGACAAAGGAUGUGAACUCUCCUCCGAUUUGAUGCUUGUUGCACUCUGUGAGGAAUCGGUGGAGAAGCUUUCAUCAAUGAAUCACCCUGAUGGAAACUGUCCAUUGUGUUUGUAUCCUUUGGUCCCCAAAGAUGAGAAUGAUGAAGUCUUGCCAUUUAUGAAGUUGAUGUCUUGUUUCCAUUGCUUUCAUGGUGAGUGCAUUGUUCACUGGUGGAAUUGGCUCCAAAAGGAGAAAGAAGACAAUGCAUCAUGUGGAGACACCUUGCACCCUAUAAGAGUCAUGAGAAAUGAAAGAGCAUUGGAAGAAAACAUAGGAAACUGUCCAGUUUGCCGUAAAGUUUUUCAUGCCAAAGAUCUUGAACAUGUGCUUAAUUUGGUUGGUAGUCAAUCCUCACAACUGAGAAUUUCUGAUGUUUCUGAAGUUGAUGACAAUGACAAGCUCCUUCAGUCUGAUUCUGAGAACAUGAGAAAACAGAAAUUCGAGGCCAUACAAAAAUUGCAGCAAGAAAGAAAUGGUCUAAUUGAACCUAAAAAAGAACUAGUUGUUUUGCCUGGUAUGUUUCUUUCACAACCAGCCCCAUCGUACACUGCAACAACAACCAAAGAAACCACUGAGCAAGAACUAAGAGAGCCACCACUGCAAGAACCAGCAGAACUGCCUGCCCCUUUGGAAAGAAACCGUACGGGUGCCUCAAAUAGGCCUGGUACUAGUAGGCAAUGGAAUUCAGGCAUGAGGAAACCAAGAGCAAGUUAUCCUAGAAAGCAGGUCCAAUCUUUAAAUACGUAAACUUGGUGGCAUUAACAAAAUUAUUAGAAAACUAAAAGCGCAUUAACAUUAUUUGUAUACAGCAUCGAGGAUUUGAAGUAGAAGUCGGCAAGUGAUUUGAUUUUUGUACGUAAUAUAUGAGGCCAUUUUUGGCAGUUGGCUUGGAAGCCUGCCCAAGUAGUCCUAGUAGUCGACGUAUGCGUGUACGCAAGACCAAAUUUUUGAGUUUGAUCCAUAUAAGUUUUAACUUGCCUAAAAUAGAAACUACGACACAACUAGCAGCCCAAAUCAAUACAAGUUCAAACAUAAUCUUCUUGUACUCUACCAUCGCGUACAUUAUUAAAUACUUCCAACUCAAAUAACCCCAUAAGUGAAAUUAGGGUUGAAUUUUAUUUGAA